Messenger RNA from Candidula unifasciata, 654 nucleotides. The record is from the annotation of a GenBank genome assembly. NCBI's taxonomy places the organism in Eukaryota, Metazoa, Mollusca, Gastropoda, Stylommatophora, Geomitridae.
AUGCCGAAAAAAUUCAAAGGGGAAAAUUCAAAGGCUGUUGAAGCCAAAAUUCGAAAGGAUGCCAUGAAGCAGGCAGAGGCUGAACAAGUUGAAAAGGCAAAAGAAGAUGCCAUGUGGGAAGAUGACGAUAAACACAUUGCUAAAAAACAGCAGAGAAAGGAAGAGAAGGAGAAGAAAAGGCAGGAGCUGCUGGAGCGUAAGAAAACACUGCAGCAACUUCAUGAGGAGGAAAUGGACAGCAUUAAAGGGGCCAAGUCUCAAGCAGCCAGACUGACACGCGCACAAAUCAUUGAAAACCAAGAAAGAAUGGCUGCAGCCGCUGAAGCUGCCAAAGCUAAGGAAAAAUUGACUCAUGUUGAGAUUCCAUUAGAAGAGAAUGUGAACAGACUGGAGACAGAGGGAGAUGAGGCCAGAACUGUGGAAGAAGCUAUUUCUGUGUUGAGUGUUGGAAGCGAGCCUGUAGCAGACAGGCACCCGGAGAAGAGAAUGAAGGCAGCCUAUGCAGAAUUUGAAGAAUCUCGUCUGCCACUUUUGAAGCAAGAAAAUCCAAAUAUGCGUCUAUCUCAGCUGAAACAGCUUCUGAAAAAAGAAUGGAUGAAGUCGCCACUCAAUCCCAUGAACCAGAAACAUGAAAUAUACAACACCAAAACAUAA